CCGCGAGUGGGCGCCAUGUUGCUGCGCCGCUACUGGCGCCGCUUGGCGCUGCCGCCGUGGCCCGGGCAGCGGCGGCGCGCGGGCGGCGGCGCCGCAGGAGACGAGGAGGCGGCGGCGGCACCGCGCUACGACGUGGUGGUGAUCGGCGGGGGCCAUGCGGGCACGGAGGCGGCGGCGGCGGCCGCUCGCGGCGGGGCCCGCACGCUGCUGCUCACGCACAGGAUCGGCACCAUCGGGGAGAUGUCCUGCAACCCCUCCUUCGGCGGCAUCGGGAAGGGGCACCUCAUGCGGGAGGUGGACGCCCUGGACGGCUUGUGCGGCCGCAUCUGCGACCGGUCGGGGGUGCACUACAAAGUGCUGAACCGGUGCAAGGGGCCGGCAGUGUGGGGGCUCCGCGCGCAGAUCGACCGGCAGCUCUACAAGGGCAACAUGCAGAAAGAAAUCCUUAAUACACCACUGCUGACAGUUCACGAGGCAUCUGUGGAGGAUCUUCUCCUGGCAGAACCAGAACCAGAUCAUCCUGGAAAAUGCCAAGUCACAGGAGUCAUUCUGGGGGAUGGGAGCAGAGUGCAUGCUGGGAGUGUCAUCCUGACCACUGGUACGUUUUUGAGGGGAAUGGUUGUCAUCGGACGAGAGAUGCAUCCGGCUGGGCGGCUCGGAGAUCAGCCAGCCAUUGGGCUGGCCCAGACUCUGGAGAAACUGGGAUUUGCUGUGGGUAGGCUAAAGACUGGGACACCGCCCCGACUCACCAAAGAUACGAUUGACUUCAGUGGUCUGGAGAAACGUACAGCUGACAACCCUCCUGUGCCGUUCAGCUUCCUCAGCAAGGCUGUGUGGAUCAAGCCAGAAGAUCAGCUGCCAUGUUACCUGACUCACACUAGCAUCAAAGCUCAGCAAAUUAUCCAGGAUAACCUUCACCUGAAUGACCAUGUAAGGGAGACGACAAAGGGGCCCCGGUACUGUCCUUCUCUUGAAUCUAAGGUUCUGCGCUUCCCAAACCGCAGACAUCAGGUGUGGUUGGAGCCUGAAGGCUUGGAGUCCAAUGUCAUUUACCCACAAGGCACGUCAAUGACACUGCCACCUGAACUCCAGGAGCAGGUGAUCAAAUCCAUCCCGGGCUUGGAGAAAGCCACAAUGUUGCAGCCAGGCUAUGGGGUACAGUAUGAUUUUCUGGAUCCCCGUCAACUGACUGCUUCUCUCGAGUCUCGUCUUGUUCAACGACUCUUCUUUGCAGGACAGAUAAAUGGCACUACGGGCUAUGAAGAAGCUGCAGCUCAGGGCAUGAUUGCUGGGAUCAAUGCUUGCCUACGGGUUCAUGGCAAGCCCCCUUUCAUUGUCAGUCGCACUGAGGGCUACAUUGGUGUCCUGAUCGAUGAUCUCACCACUUUGGGCACCAGUGAGCCAUACCGGAUGUUCACCAGCCGUGUGGAGUUCCGUAUGUCCCUCCGACCUGACAAUGCUGAUGCCAGGCUCACGCAAAGAGGUUUUGAGGAAGCUGGAUGUGUGUCUGAGGAGCGACAUAAUCAAACGAUUAAGAUGAGGGCUGCUUUAAAGGAUGGAAUUGCAACAUUGAAGUCCCUUCAGUUCAGUGUAUCCAAAUGGUCCCAGUUAAUACCAGAAGUUCCCAUUAGCAGCAGUCGAAAGUCACCUGUCAGUGCAUUUGACAUCCUUCGAUAUCCGGAGGCCAACAUGGAGAUUCUAGCAAAGGCUAUCCCAGAGUCCCUGGGAAAGCUUGUUCAGUGGAGAGAACUGGCAGAGAGGUUGAAAAUAGAAGCUGCUUACGAGUGGUGCGUAGUCAAUCAGCAGCAGGAAAUAGAAGAAGUGCGUCAGGAUGAAGCGCUCCGACUGCCAGAGGACCUAGAUUACUUUGCCAUUGAUGCAUCUCUGUCAACAGAAGUGCGAGAGAAACUGGACUCUAACCGUCCCCAGACGAUUGGUGCAGUGAGCCGCAUCCCUGGAAUUACACCAGCUGCUAUUCUUAACCUGCUAAGGUUUGUGAAGACCAAUUGCCAGAAGACAAAUAGAAUAAAAGAUUUGCCUCAGGCUGACAGAUACUUUCCAGGGAAAAUGUACUUGGAGAAAGCAAAUUCCCAAACACGGAUUGCAGCAGAGCUUUCUGAAGACGAGCCAGGGAGUACCAUGGUUAAAACACCGUUGUAGAAAAGUGUUUCCAUCCUCCCACAAUACGUGACAAGAUCAUCUUUGCUCAUAAACCUGUUCCCAGAUGAAAAAGAUGUUGGCUUGAGCAAAAGCAGUUCUAAGUGUGUCCUACAGCAGUGUUAUUGAGUAGAAUGAAGAUGAUGAAUGUGCCAGCCUUCUGUAAAUGCUCAGGAAUAUAAAUACAAUCCAUGAUAUCACCAGUUCAAGUAGAAAGACACAGGAGUUGCUUUUAAAAUUCCACUUAUUUGGAAGAUGCCACAUAAUCAAGAGCAGUUGAAAAGUGUCUUGAAAGGAGGUUUUGAAAGGGUCCUUUUUCAGUGUAGUAACACUUCCUGUCCCUUCAGAACCCACAGCUAUACAAGAUGAUUUGAGCUGGAAAGCAUGCUCCAUUGACUUUAGUGCUCACUUAGAGCUGUGCUGUGACUAUAACGUUUGUGUGGUAUUAGCUAAUAGGAGAAACUUGGCUAUGAGUGUGUGCGCCACAUGAAUAUUAAAGUUUAUAUAGCAAACUGAUUGAAUGUAAACACUGUAGCAGUAUUUUUUUUUCCUUAUUCUCCAUUAAAAUAAAUACAACUUAUCUUCAAA
Molecule: messenger RNA, 2745 nt
Organism: Rhea pennata
Lineage: Eukaryota; Metazoa; Chordata; Aves; Rheiformes; Rheidae
Gene: MTO1
Product: mitochondrial tRNA translation optimization 1
Exons: 12
Coding region: 16-2160 (714 amino acids)
Biological process (GO): tRNA methylation; mitochondrial tRNA wobble uridine modification
Cellular component (GO): mitochondrion; cytosol
Molecular function (GO): flavin adenine dinucleotide binding
Source: RefSeq, a predicted model, not a curated record